CGGAAGAGUGCCCUUUUGCAAAAAAUAAUUCCAAGAUAAAUUAGAAUAAAAAAUAAAUCUCAGUAUGAAGUAUACAGAGUCAUGUCAUGUGAUAAUGGACUCUCGUUCCUUAAUUAAGUGACCACCGAGGAGCCCAUUUCAAUAUGUAUGAGUAAAAAUAAUCACGGCGGAUGAAUUUGUUAUUUUAAAAGUAGUACGCUAAUCCAAGAUGGCUGCGUUACGACGUGGAAUUUUUCUGUGCAUAAUUUCAAGUAUUUUUUGUGGGGUUCUAUCUGAGCCAAGAAACGUUGCUGGAAAUAAAGCCAAUGGACAAUUUGUUAACAACCAAGACAAUUCAGUAAUCAAUAGAGAGAAGCGACAGAAGCCACUGGAUAACAAUAAUAUUCCUAAUAACUUCAACAAAAUUCGGAAUCAGAACCCAGGCCUAAACUUCAACAAGAAUCAAGGAUUUCCAAAUGCUCAGGAUAGUAAUAAUCAAAAUUACUUGAAUGCAGCUGGGCAGCAGAAUAACCGUAUAAAUCCUCAAGGUAGAAAUGAUAAUGUGAUUCAGAACAGACCAUUUGGUAACAAUGGCCCACCAAAAGUUAUGAAUCAAAAUCAACGAUUCAAUGAGCCCCCAAGGAAGAAUCCUGUCGUGAAGAUAUCUGAGACACCGCAAUGUGCAGCUGAUGUACAGCGUCUAUGCAGCAAGAAUCUACGAACCAACAAUUUUGCGAUACUUGAAUGCUUGCAGAAUGAUGCAGAUUCAAAGGGAAUUAGCGAGACAUGUCAACAUUUUGUGUGGGGCUACAAAAAGAACUUAACAAAUGAUGAGAGAUUUGAUACUGCUGCCCAUGAGUUCCCUGACUGUGGCAAACUUGAGCCUGGGAAGGGAUGGAUUAUUUCCUGCCUCAUUGAGCAUAAGGAGAACUUGACCAAUGAAAACUGCAAGCAGUUCCUCAACAAGAUGGCUUCUAUUAUAUUUGGCGACUACAGGCUCAUCUGCAACUUUAUGGACAAGUGUCAGAAAGAUGUAGAGUCUAAUAGCUGCGGGAGGCUGGCGCAGAGAGAUGAAGUAGAAGAUGCUUUGCAUUCACAAGGAGAGACCAUCAAGUGUCUAUCAGAGCACGUAGGGACUCUACAAGACACAUGUAAACAUGAGAUUCUGCGUAUAGCCGAACUACAGGCGGAUGACUUCCACCUAGAUAGGGCACUCUAUUACGCCUGUAGGGACGCCAGAGAACAGUUUUGCAAGAAGACAAAAGCUGGAGGUGGCAAGGUUUUCAAAUGUCUUUUCAGACAUAAGUUUGAUAAGGACAUGAAUACAGAGUGUCGAAGUGCACUUGUGACACGCCAAAAGUUGGUGGCAGAAGACUACAAAGUCAGUCAUGGUCUAGUGGCAGCCUGUAGUAGAGAUAUCAGGGCUGCUAAAUGUGCUAUAAGGUUGCAGGAUCAGGGAAUGCCAGAUAAUAAACACGUCAGACUUUCUCAUGUUCUUUUAUGCCUGGAAGCUUCAGAGAAAGGUGGAGAAAGGGUAUCCCCAGAAUGCCUUGCUGAGAUGAGGGACUGGCGUAGAGCAUUGAUGGAGGACUAUAGAAUCAGCCCAGACAUUGUCAAAGAAUGUGCUAAGGAAAUCAUGGGACCAUGCAAAGGUAUUCACAAGGAAGGUAGAACAUUACAUUGCCUCAUGGAUCUUGCAAGACCACAUCAUAAUAGAGAAACUGAAAUUGAAAUAUCCAACACAUGCCUCCGUGCAAUCGAAGAUCUGAUAGAGGAGGCGGAUGCUGGGGAAGAUUUCCGUGUCGACCCUGCACUACAGGAAGUCUGUCAACCUGUUGUCGAGACCCAAUGUAAAGAUGUCAAACCAGGAGAUGCAAAUGUCUUGAAUUGUCUGAUGGAAUUGCUAGGAUCUGAUAAGAUGUUAGAAGACUGCGAGGAGAGGUUGCUCGAGAUACAGUUCUUCGUUGCUAGGGACUUCAAACUAGAUCCAAGGUUAUUCCGCAAAUGCCGCAGGGUAGCUCAGGAGGUCUGCCAAGUUGAUGUUAAAAAGUGGUUCGAGAAAAAAACAGUUGAAGAUGAGGCUGAAAUGGCACCAAAGAGGUUCUUGCUUGCGUGUCUUCACAAUCACGCAAAGCGCAAACAGCUUGAUAGGGCGUGUGCAUUUGAAGUAAAACGUGUGAUGCACCAGAGAGCUGCAAACGUUGACCUAGAGCCACGUAUAGAGACACCCUGCCUGGCCGACCUUGGCGCAUUCUGUUCAGAUGAUGUGGAGAAAGGAGAGGAGGUGAGGUGUUUGCAAGAUCACAUGGAUGAACUGGCAGAGAGAUGUCAAUGGGCUGUAGGAAACUAUACAGAGGAUGAAGAUGAGGACCCUGGUUUGGAUAGAAUCCUCAUGAAGGCUUGCACACCCAUGAUCAAGAAAUUCUGUGAGGAUCUGUUGGACAAUGAUGCUACUGAGGCAGGGGAAGUGAUGGAAUGUUUGAUUAAAUACAAACAUCAUUCAGAUAUGAACACUAAAUGCACGGCAGGAAUUGAGCAUCAUCAGAUUGUCACACUGAAGGACUAUAGGUUCAGUUACAAGUUCAAAGAGGCCUGUAAGCAGGAUGUAUUGACCAAUUGCCGUGGUAUGAAGAGGAAGGCUGAUGUCGUUGUUUGUAUGAGUGAGAUACUAAGGAAUGACACCCUUCUAGAACAGGACCAUCGUAUCUCUAAGCCAUGUAGAAAACAGAUGAAGGUUGAGCUGUUGCAAAGGGGGGAAGAUAUCCAUCUUGACCCAUUCCUGGAGGAGGCUUGUGGCAUGGAUGUUAAUAGAUUCUGUAAAAAAAUAGAGCAUGGCAAGGCUCGUGUAGUAGAAUGCCUGAAGAAGCAUCAGGAUCAACUCACAGCUUCCUGUAAGAAAAAGCUGUUCAAAAGAGAGCAACUGGAAAUGAAAGAUAACAGUGUGGACUACAGUUUAAUGUCAUUUUGCAAGAGAAUGAUCAAUCAUUUCUGCAAAGAGGAAACUGGACCAAGUCUUCUAUCUUGUCUCAAGAAGUACAAAGAUGAAGAAGAGUUUGAUGCCAAAUGUAGAAAAGUCAUAAUCACAAGGCAGGAAAUUCAAAACUUAGACUACCGCUUGAAUCCCCAGUUGAAGACUGCUUGUAAGAGAGAUAUCCCCAAGUUCUGCAAAGAUGUUACAGAUAAUGAACCAAAUGACAAAGAUCUUGAAGGAAAAGUCAUAAACUGUUUAAAGAUAAAAUUCAGAGGCAAUCGGCUCUCUAGGGAUUGCGAAGACAACAUACGUGAAGUUAUUAAAGAGGCAGCUCUGGAUUACAGACAAGAUCCAAUGCUUAUUAAUGCAUGCAAGGCACAAAUAACAGAGCACUGUCUCGACUCCAUAGCUGUAGCUUCUGAUGGCAGUGACGAUGGCAAAGGAGGAGUCAUCAACUGCUUAAAGAAAACAUUUGAAGCUAAAAAAAUUACAGAUCCACAAUGUCAAAAACAAAUUAUCCGUCUUCUGCUUGAGGGUAAGGCAGACGUCCAUGUGGACCCACUCCUCUAUAAAGCUUGCUCUUUAGAUAUAAAACAUUUCUGCUAUAAUGUGCCACAGGGUGAAGGAAGACAAAUGUCUUGUCUACUUGCUGCACUUGAAGAUAAAGGUGUUCGGCUUAAACCAGAAUGUAAUAAAAUGUUAGAAGAACGUGUUCAGAUGUGGGAGUAUGCAGCUAAGGUUGCUCCUCCAGAGACAAUGGGUGAAUUAAUGGAUCAGAUCUCUUCUUCACCAGCUAAAAACUACUUCCUAGGAAUUAUAUUUGCCAUCAUUGGCUUUUUAUUUAUCGCUGGACUAUUUUGUGGUCGCGUCACGAAGCGUGUUCCUGCAGGUCAGAAAAAUAAAUGAUAAAGGUGCGAAUUUGUGAUUCUGCGCACUGCUACACCAUAAAGAUGUACAAAUUUGUUUAAGUUCAAUCGCCAAAUUCCGUACUUUUUUAUACUAUGAAUUUUUAGGUUGUAAAUGCUUAUAUUCUAUGAAUCGAUCAAAUCAGAUGUUUACAAUUUUUACGCAUUGUUAAUGAGAACAUGUUUAAUUCAUCCAACUUUAGAUGACUAUUAAAAAGGCAACUUUACUGAUUGCUUUGAUUUUAUAUCAUGCUGGCCAGCAGGCCAAGGGUAUAUUACCAGAUCAUUCCUAUCUUCCUUUACCUCCUUGUUUUAUCAGUAGAAAUCACCAGUCCGAGUCUUCAUCCAUUCUGAUACUCAUAGCAUCUCUCU
Messenger RNA from Owenia fusiformis, 4227 nucleotides. The record is from the annotation of a GenBank genome assembly. NCBI's taxonomy places the organism in Eukaryota, Metazoa, Annelida, Polychaeta, Sabellida, Oweniidae.